AUGGAUCCAAGACUGAAGAGUGAAGGGGAGGACGUGGCGAACGACAAGGACUCGGUGUCAGCCACUGAUGAGUUGGUCCAAGCAAACAGUGCUAACCAUAAUCAGCGCCGACGACGGCCCGAAGUACCCCCGGAAGUGGAUGUCCAGCAGGAGAGACAACACUUCUAUCAUAUCGUCAAUACCUUCAAGUUUUAUAAAAUUAAUGGUUUGAGUCGUGUGUCGAAGACGUAUCGGUAUUUGGAUUCGUUGUCCGAAAGACACCAACAAUUGCUGACUAACUAUAGGAAGCAUUUGUCUGAUGUGUGCGAAGCCAUUGAUUGCAAUUACAAAGUGAUUGAACUGAUCAUUGAAGACAUCUCUAACUUAUUUGAAAACAUCGAUUACACGGCUCCUGACGCCCAAAGUGGACAUCAAAUGGACGUCAAGUCGUUUAGAUCGCAGACAUCGUUAGACUCGGAUAAAGUGAACUCCGUUUUCAAGCAAUUAGUCCGCGAGUGGACGGACGUCGGCGCCAAUGAGCGCAACACCUGUUUCUCGCCCAUUCUUCGACACAUUGAGGACUACUUCAAGGACUGCGCGGACAGGAGUGCGGUGCACGUGUUGGUUCCCGGCGCCGGUUUGGGACGACUGCCCUUUGAGAUCGCGCGCCGGGGGUUCACGUGUCAGGGCAACGAAUACAGUCUAUUCAUGCUAUUCACGUCUAACUUCAUUCUCAACAAAUGCAAGCACAGGGAUCUCCACACGUUUUACCCGUGGGCUCAACACUUCACGAAUAACGUGCGUUCGGCCCAUCAGUUGACUCCCGUCUCCUUCCCGGACACAGAUCCGGGAGAUUUGCCGCCAGAGUUAGACUUUUCGAUGGCCGCCGGCAACUUCAUCGAGAUCUACACGGAGGCCGACAGUUGGGACUGUGUGUCCACUUCGUUCUUCAUCGAUACGGCCACUAAUGUCAUCGAUUACAUCGAAACCAUUCACCACAUCCUAAAGCCAGGCGGCAUUUGGGUCAACAUCGGACCCCUUCUGUGGCAUAAUUCGGCCGAAUUCUCGGACAACGACUCCAUUGAACCCAGUUUUGAGAUAAUCAAAGACAUCAUACUUUCGUUUGGCUUUGAGUUCAUUAAAGAGGAGACGAAUGUGAGCUCUUAUUACACACAAAACCCGCACUCAAUGCUGGCCUAUGAAUACCGGUCCGUAUUCUUUGUCUGCAAAAAACCCAUUUCUUGUAAUAAUUAA
Messenger RNA from Oppiella nova, 1233 nucleotides. The record is from the annotation of a GenBank genome assembly. Lineage: Eukaryota; Metazoa; Arthropoda; Arachnida; Sarcoptiformes; Oppiidae.